Messenger RNA from Anastrepha obliqua, 609 nucleotides. RefSeq names its product hybrid signal transduction histidine kinase K-like. NCBI's taxonomy places the organism in Eukaryota, Metazoa, Arthropoda, Insecta, Diptera, Tephritidae. The record is from RefSeq and is a predicted model, not a curated record. The coding region runs from base 1 to 609 and encodes 202 amino acids. The transcript is spliced from 4 exons.
AUGUUUGUGCCACUCGCGAGUCUUAACAUGCGUAUGAAAGUGCGUUCACGAGGAGGCUUUAGUAAUAAUUUCCAAGGUUACACAAUUCUUACAACUAUGAAUGUGACAAAUAUGAGCUUAGAAACGAAUAACAAGAGUCAAAAUUGUGUGGUUAAACGUUUCAGCAGCAGCAGCAGCAACAGCAGCAACAGUGGCAGCGGCAGCGGCGGCAAUAACAGUAAGAACAAUAAUAAUAACCACAUUGACACGAAAAUGGACCCGGAGGAUAUCCGAAAAAUCCUGGAAGCUGAUAGUACCAGCGACUCAGAAGACUUCUUUAGGGGAAGUUCCGACAAUUUUCUUCCAGGUGAUUGCACUACUUCCAGUGAUAGCGAAGAUUCAGUAGACGAGGAGAAUGAGGAUGCUGAAGAGAAAUUCCUACCUAGUGGUGUCUUGAGCUCUAACAGCGGUAACGAUGAUACUGAAAGCGACAUUGAUGACGUCGCUUUGAACCCCAAAUUUUGUACCAAAACAAACUGUUUAUGGACUUCGGAACUGCACAAUAUCAAACCAUAUACCAAGACAUUCAAGUAUAGAUCAGACACGACACGAAAAAAGUAUUGGUAUUGA